AUGUGGGGAUUGUGGGAAAGCCGUGCUCGCAGCAGUGUUUUGAUCCAAGCAGCUGAUUGAUUAUCGCUGCCGUCCUUGCCCCUCCUGCACCGCCGCUGCCUUGGGUUUUUAUUUUGCCUGCUGGAUAUUUGAACGAUAUAAUCAAAGCACCAAUUUCGGCUCGGCCUUCCACAUUUUUUUCCAGACUUGCCCAGUGUCGGUGAGAUUACUUGCUGUUGCCCCCCAGAAAGCCCCUUCAUGAUUUCGUCCGACGGUGAAGACGAACUGUACAGCGAGAGGACGGCACUGAUAUCGGCCGACACCUCCACCACCUUGUCCUACCAGGACAUGGAUGGGACGCCUGGCCACAGCGACGCACAGACUAACCGGCGACGAUCGGGUUCCAGUCGCCCCGCCAACCCGGCGGAGGGGAGCGAAGGUCCAGGGGGUGACCCCACGAGCAGGGACGCUGGCGGAGAGGGUGAGGAGGAAGAGGAGGAGGAGCUGAUCCUGAAGUAUGGAGCGAAGCACGUCAUCAUGCUGUUUGUGCCGGUCACCCUGUGCAUGGCGGUGGUGGUGGUGACGAUCAAGUCGGUCAGCUUCUACACCAGGAAGGAUGGGCAGCUAAUCUACACCCCGUUCACAGAAGACACUGAUUCAGUUGGACAGCGCAUUCUCAACUCCAUCCUUAAUACUCUGAUCAUGAUCAGCGUUAUUGUCGUAAUGACAAUAAUUCUUGUCUUUCUUUACAAGUAUCGAUGUUACAAGUUUAUUCAUGGAUGGUUGAUUCUCUCCUCACUGCUGUUACUGUUCCUCUUCAGCUACAUAUACUUGGGCGAGGUGUUUAAGACAUACAAUGUGGCCAUGGACUACCCCACCCUGAUCCUAAUCAUCUGGAACUUUGGAGCUGUUGGAAUGGUUUGCAUCCACUGGAAGGGUCCCCUGCAGCUGCAACAGGCCUAUCUCAUCAUGAUCAGUGCACUGAUGGCCCUGGUCUUCAUUAAGUACCUUCCUGAAUGGUCGGCCUGGGUCAUUCUUGGUGCUAUAUCUGUUUAUGAUCUUAUUGCAGUGCUGUGCCCUAAAGGGCCCUUGAGGAUGCUGGUGGAGACAGCCCAGGAGAGGAACGAACCAAUAUUCCCAGCCUUAAUAUAUUCAUCUACCAUGGUUUGGCUGGUGACGAUGGCAAAGCGAGAUGUGGGGACUGCAGAGCCUCUGAACAAUGCGUGCACUUCAGAAAUCUAUCCCGACGUGGAGGCCGAGGGGAACCACCAUGUUGCCCCAGAGUGGGAUGAUAUCGCUGAGUUACCCCAAGCCCAGAUCCAAGGGGUCCACCAUUCAGGUUCUGGGGCAGAGGAUCUGGAGGAGGAAAAGGGUGUGAAGCUCGGCUUGGGAGACUUCAUCUUCUACAGUGUCCUUGUGGGCAAGGCUGCAGCAGGUGCCAGCGGAGACUGGAACACAACCUUGGCUUGCUUCAUUGCCAUUCUCAUUGGAUUAUGCCUCACUCUCUUGCUGCUGGCCGUGUUUAAGAAAGCCUUGCCUGCUCUUCCAAUCUCCAUCACCUUCGGCCUGGUGUUCUACUUCUCCACAGACAACCUGGUGCGUCCAUUCAUGGACACUCUUGCUUUCCACCAGUUUUAUAUUUAGGAAACAAAUAACUCUUGAUUAAAUCCUCAUCUUCAGCAGGUGCUAAGUUGGCACUAAUGUUACAUUACAACUUAAGAAAAACAAAAUAUUAUCACUUGCAUAUUUGGUGUGUUUUAAUGAUGAAAGUGGUAUAACCAUUUUGAUUCUGGCAACCAGAUUGUGUUAAGAUCCAUUUUUGUGGUGUCUUCAUAGAAACAAGUUAUAAAAGCAGGCCUAUUAGUAACUUAAAUGUAUUUAGUCAUCCUUCUGACAAGACAUCAAGGAUUUCACAAAACAACUCUUGUGGUGAACCCUUUCAGGCUGAACAUAAAAUUUUAAGAUAAUAUAAACUGGACCAGGGAUUGAAGAAGGACUUAAUUAUUCCAACAUUCUUACAUAUUUGAGAAUGAUUUCAUUUCAUCAUCAUACCUUAACAAAUAUUGGGGAACUGGUAUCCCAUGGAACAAUUAAGGCAGUGGCAUCUAUCCCACGUUUUCCUUGAAUGUGAAUGAUUCUCUACAAGCUCGUCUAAUUUUCUAAUUACUUUAAAGAAAUCUUUGACUAUAACUAAUUAUGAUUACUAGCAGGCCAAUUUGCACAGAACAGGAAGCACUUUUUGUAUGAGUGAGUGUUUUUUAUGCAACAAUCUCACCCAAAUAUUUCCUCAGGUUUUUGUAGCAAUUUAGUCAGUACAAUAGAAUUGCAUGCUUUUUGAUUAGGAUAGAGUUUGGGGGAAUGCUGUGUAAAAACGAGUGACAUUAUUGUAAAAUUGCUGCCUCAGAGAAUUUCAAACUGUAUUCAAUCAAGAAGGGAGUUCCACAAAUUAGCCUUAUCUGAAUAAUGACAUUGGUGAUUAAUGUUAAAGCAACCUGAUAAUGGAUUGACACUAGAGUUUAUCUCCCCCAUCUCUGCACAAGAAUAAAGCAAAGAAUCGGUUUAAUUGGCAAAAGACCCAGAAACAAGAGGGUUGUGUUUUACAUAAAGGUUUGAAAGCAUGGAAAUUGUUCAAUGGUUAAUGAAAACAAAAAAAAGAAAUCCCUGGAGAGAAACUUAAGACUAUGGGGGUGAUAAAAAUGAUGUAGUUGGAUAGAUUCAACCAGCCGGAUGGCCACCUCAGUAUAUCAUUCCGUACAGAAACCUGGCUACCAGCUAGAAUUUUAUUACUUGAACAAUUUAAACUUGCCAUAUUAUAUUUGCCUAGUCACCGAGGCUCUCUUGAUAAAUCUCAAACUGCAGUUGAAGGUACAGAUUCUAAAAUCUGUGGCAAACAAUUGGCUCAACAGAGGCCUCCAAUGAGACGUGGUCCCUUCUGCCCCAAUGGGUGGGAAUACCUGGAUAGGGAGCUCCUUUGGCAACCUCAAACAACUUCACUAAACCAUUGAGCCAAUACAAAAUACCUAUGGUGCUGUUGGGAGGUGUCAGGUGGCACAGACCAAUUAGGAUGUUUGUGAUGGUUUCCAAUAACAUGCAACUGGACAAGAGGUCAGUUACACACCUGAAAUUCAUAAAUGAUCUGUGAUUUUUGGUCAAAGUAAAAUUGAUUAUUACAAAAACUUUAGUUCUCGGCUUUUGUUCUGCAGGAUGAAUUGUGCUUCUGUCCA
Messenger RNA from Leucoraja erinaceus (little skate), 3203 nucleotides. RefSeq names its product presenilin 2 (gene psen2). The transcript is spliced from 11 exons. NCBI's taxonomy places the organism in Eukaryota, Metazoa, Chordata, Chondrichthyes, Rajiformes, Rajidae. Gene Ontology annotation, biological process: amyloid-beta metabolic process; Notch receptor processing; calcium ion transport. The record is from RefSeq and is a predicted model, not a curated record. The coding region runs from base 238 to 1623 and encodes 461 amino acids. Gene Ontology annotation, molecular function: aspartic endopeptidase activity, intramembrane cleaving. Gene Ontology annotation, cellular component: membrane raft; ciliary rootlet; perinuclear region of cytoplasm.